Messenger RNA from Glycine soja, 3780 nucleotides. RefSeq names its product importin-4-like. Gene Ontology annotation, biological process: protein import into nucleus. Gene Ontology annotation, cellular component: cytoplasm; nucleus. Gene Ontology annotation, molecular function: nuclear import signal receptor activity; small GTPase binding. NCBI's taxonomy places the organism in Eukaryota, Viridiplantae, Streptophyta, Magnoliopsida, Fabales, Fabaceae. The transcript has 21 exons. Bases 101 to 3247 code for a protein of 1048 amino acids. The record is from RefSeq and is a predicted model, not a curated record.
GUGUUAAGUUGCGGCAGGGCAGACAUAAAUAUAAAAGCUUCCCUUUCCUUCCGACCUGAAGGCGAGAGGAAAACCCUGACUCGCGGCAGAGGAAGAUCAGAUGGCGCAGUCUCUGGAGCUGUUGCUGAUUCAGUUCCUGAUGCCCGACAACGACGCUCGCCGUCAGGCCGAGGACCAAAUUAAGCGCCUCGCCAAGGACCCCCAGGUGGUUCCCGCCCUGGUUCAGCACAUGCGCACCGCCAAAACCCCCAACGUCCGCCAGCUCGCCGCCGUCCUCCUCCGCAAGAAGAUCACCGGCCACUGGGCCAAGCUCUCUCCCCAACUCAAACAGCUCGUUAAGCAGUCCCUCAUUGAAACCAUCACCAUGGAGCACAGUCCCCCUGUUAGGAAAGCCAGUGCCAACGUUGUCAGUAUCGUUGCCAAGUACGCCGUUCCCUCCGGCGAGUGGCCCGAUUUGUUGCCCUUUCUCUUCCAAUGCAGUCAGAGUUCGCAGGAUGACCAUCGCGAAGUGGCAUUAAUUCUCUUCAGUUCUUUAACCGAAACAAUUGGGAAUGCUUUCCGGCCGUAUUUUGCAAAUCUGCAAGCUCUUCUGCUCAAGUGCUUGCAGGAUGAGACCAGCAACCGGGUUAGAGUUGCUGCCCUCAAGGCCGUGGGAUCUUUUCUGGAAUUCACUCAUGACGAGGAUGAAGUGAUUAAGUUUCGUGAGUUCAUUCCAAGCAUCUUGAAUGUAUCGCGGCAGUGCCUUGCCUCAGGAGAAGAAGAUGUUGCCAUACUUGCUUUUGAAAUUUUUGAUGAGCUGAUAGAAUCUCCUGCACCUCUUCUUGGAGAUUCAGUGAAAUCUAUAGUGCAGUUCUCCCUUGAGGUUUGCUCAAGUCAAAAUUUAGAGUCUAACACACGUCAUCAGGCAAUUCAAAUCAUUUCAUGGCUGGCAAAGUACAAGUCCAGCACUUUGAAAAAGCAUAAGUUGAUCAUACCUAUUCUACAAGUUUUAUGCCCUUUGCUUGCCGAAUCAACUAAUGAAACUGAAGAUGAUGAUCUUGCACCGGAUCGGGCAGCUGCAGAAGUUAUUGAUACCAUGGCUUUGAACAUCCCAAAGCAUGUUUUCCAACCAGUUUUUGAAUUUGCUUCUGUAAGCUGUCAAAAUGCAAACCCGAAGUUUCGGGAAGCAUCUGUUACUGCUUUGGGUGUCAUUUCAGAAGGUUGUUUGGAACUCAUGAAAAGUAAGCUAGAACCUGUUCUCCAUAUUGUCCUGGGAGCUCUGAGGGACCCAGAACAAAUGGUCAGAGGGGCAGCUUCCUUUGCUUUGGGUCAAUUUGCUGAGCACUUACAGCCUGAAAUUGUAUCCCAUUAUGAGAGUGUUCUUCCCUGCAUUUUAAAUGCUCUUGAGGAUGUAUAUGAUGAAGUAAAGGAGAAGUCAUACUAUGCGUUGGCUGCUUUUUGCGAGAACAUGGGUGAAGACAUCCUUCCUUUCUUAGAUCCUUUGAUGGGAAGACUGUUGACAGCUCUCCAAAAUAGUUCCCAAGUCUUGCAGGAAACAUGCAUGUCUGCCAUUGGUUCUAUAGCUUCUGCUGCAGAGCAAGCAUUCAUUCCUUAUGCCGAAAGGGUUUUAGAGUUGAUGAAAAGUUUCAUGGUGUUAACUAAUGACGAGGAUCUUCGUUCCCGUGCAAGAGCAACUGAACUAGUUGGAAUUGUUGCAAUGUCUGUAGGGAUAGCGAGAAUGGAACCAAUAUUUCCUCCUUACAUAGAAGCUGCAAUUUCUGGAUUUGGGCUGGAGUUUAGUGAGCUUCGGGAGUACACCCAUGGAUUCUUCAGCAAUGUUGCUGAGAUUUUGGAUGCCAGUUUUGCAAAGUAUCUUCCUCGUGUUGUGCCUCUUGCAUUUUCUUCCUGCAAUCUUGAUGAUGGCUCUGCGGUUGACAUUGAUGAGUGCGACGAUGAAAUCGCUAAUGGAUUUGGAGGAGUUUCAUCAGAUGAUGAAGCUCACGAUGAACCAAGAGUUCGAAAUAUAAGUAUUAGAACUGGUGUGUUGGAUGAAAAGGCAGCUGCAACCCAGGCCCUUGGCCUGUUUGCACAGCACACAAAGACUUUUUAUGCACCCUACUUGGACGAGACACUAAGAAUCUUGGUUAAACACUCCAGUUAUUUUCAUGAAGAUGUUAGACUUCAGGCUAUCAUUUCUUUAAAACAUACUUUAACUGCGGCCAAUGCAAUCUUCCAAAGUCAAAAUGAAGGGGCUGCUAAAGCAAAAGAACUUCUCGAUACUGUGAUGAAUAUUUACAUCAAGACUAUGGUUGAAGAUGAUGACAAGGAAGUGGUUGCUCAAGCUUGCACUAGUGUGGCUGACAUCAUUAGAGAUUAUGGUUAUGCAACUCUUGAGCCUUACUUGUCCCAGCUUGUUGAUGCAACUUCAUUGUUGCUUCGGGAGCAAUCUGCCUGUCAGCAGAUAGAGUCAGACAGUGAAAUUGAUGAUGUUGACAGUGCACAUGAUGAAGUGCUUAUGGAUGCAGUUUCAGAUCUUCUCCCUGCAUUUGCAAAGUCCAUGGGUGCUCAAUUUGCUCCCAUUUUUGCACAGCUAUUUGAACCUCUAAUGAAAUUUGCUAAAUCUUCUCGUCCUCCUCAAGAUAGGACUAUGGUAGUUGCCUGCCUAGCUGAAGUUGCUCAGAACAUGGGUUCUCCUAUUGCAAGCUAUGUUGAUAGGGUGAUGCCCUUGGUACUUAAAGAACUAGCAUCAUCUGAGGCAACUAAUAGAAGGAAUGCUGCAUUUUGUGUGGGAGAGUUGUGCAAAAAUGGUCAUGAACAAGCUUUGAAAUACUAUGACAAUAUAUUACGUGGACUUCAUCCCUUGUUUGGUGAGUCUGAGCCUGAUGAUGCAGUGAGAGAUAAUGCCGCUGGUGCCGUGGCAAGGAUGAUCAUGGUACACCCUGAAUCUAUCCCAUUAAACCAGGUUCUUCCUGUUUUCUUGAGAGUUCUUCCAUUAAAAGAAGACCACGAGGAGUCUAUGGCUGUCUAUAGUUGUGUCUUCUCUCUUGUAUUCUCAUCCAAUCCCCAGAUCCUCUCCCUAGUCCCUGAAUUAGUUAAUCUUUUUGCUCAAGUGGUGGUAUCACCUGUGGAGACGCCUGAAGUUAAAGCUGUAGUAGGCAGAGCUUUUUCUCAUCUAAUUUCAUUAUAUGGGCAACAAAUGCAACCUCUUCUGAGCAAUCUCCCACCUGCACAUGCAAACGCAUUAUCUGCAUUUGCUCAACGGAGUUGAUCGUGCAAACAAUGAGCAAAUCGAUAAUUUUAUGCAAUUUUUUACUUGUUUUACUUAUCAAGUAUGUUUUUGAAGAAAUGUCUUGUUACACAGUUUUAAGUGGAGCUGUUCGGGUCGGGCAGAAGUUCAUUGCCUUUACCAGGAUGCUGAUGCUUCUCAGAGCCUUCUCGUUUUUUUUUGGGAGACACGUUUCCCCCCAUUUUUUAAUUAAUUAUUUCUUGUGUUAUUCUUUAGUUUUUAAAGUAUAUUAAUUUUCCUUUCUUCCAUAUUAUGAAAUUUUGUUUGGUGUGUUUUCACACUGGGAUGGAGGGGUGAGAGUUGUGUCGUGUUGAGGUUUAUGUACUGAGAAUCUAUAGGUUCUUCAAAAGUUAUUUGUCAUAUAUUCUACAGUUCUGUGAAAUGCUAGUUGUUUUUAUUUUCAAACAUCAUCCACUGUAAUUGACUGGUUUUUGGGUCAAACACCAUAACUUAUUGAAUAGUAUUGGAUCUUCCGAAAGCCCUCGAACUUGAGGGGAGGUUGCUUUAUCCGUUAA